AUGAAGGAAAAUGACACACCCAGAGUUGGUAUUUCUGUAAGAGAUUUGGCAGUGGUAACCAAGAAAAGUAGAAGAGCAUUCUUCAGCUCUUCAAGCAAAAGAAAUGACGUUCCUACUUCCAAAGUGCUGUUGGAAGCAACCUCUUUUGACAUUGAGCCUGGAACCAUCACUGCCAUCAUGGGGGGUUCAGGGUCAGGCAAAACUACAAUGUUGAACUGUCUAGCCAACGGGAAUGAAAAUUCUGGGAACAUAAACAUUCAAGGUACAAUAGCAUACAACGGCAAGACAAAUAUCAACACCAUCAGCCAUGCAUAUGUCAUUCAGCAAGAUAUACUUCUCCCCAAUUUGACAUGUUAUGAGACUCUGAUGUAUUCUGCAGAACUGAGAUUGAAAGAGCCUAAAGAGAAGCUGGUUGAAAUUGUUGAUCAGGUGAUUUUGGAGCUAGGCUUGAAAGAUUGUAGAAAUACUCUGGUAGGAAAUGAUACUCAUAAGGGUCUUUCUGGGGGAGAGAAACGUCGUCUAUCAAUUGGAAUCCAAAUGUUGUGCAACCCUUCCGUUUUAUUUUUGGAUGAACCAACAACAGGGUUGGAUGCUUAUAGUGCCCUUCUUCUGAUUCAAACACUGAAAAACCUUGCAAACCAGGGGAAAACGUUUGUGUUGAGUAUCCAUCAGCCUCGGUCAGAUAUUUUUUUCCUUUUCGACAACCUAAUUUUGCUUUCUAGAGGUAAAACUUGUUAUAGUGGGCCUCUUGAUAAGGUUAUCCCCUAUUUUGAACAAAUUGGCUAUCACGUACCCAAGCAGGUAAAUCCGGCUGAUUAUUUCAUUGAAAUUGUCAGUAUUAAUAUGAAAGAUCAAGAGACUGAAAACAAAUGCUGGGAGUCCCUGUCAAAAAUUUCGGACCAUUGGAAAGAUUCUCAUGACUUUGAACCAAUUUCUGUUGAUCCAACGUUUGUAUCCAAGGUCAAGUCUCCCGUCUCAUUUUCUAAGAAGAUUAAGAUAUUAACCAGAAGAGAUAUGCUUCUGUCGUUUCGAAGUCCAUUAAUUCUUCUUUCACUAUUAAUUGAGACAAUAGCUGUCAGCCUUAUCUGUGGAUGGGUGUUUUUCAUUCCUGGAAGUUCACUCAGAGGUAUUAGGACAAUGACUGGUGCUUUGUAUACCACUAAUGGUCUGCAACCAUAUUUAUUUCUGCUUUUUGAAGUUUACAGAUUGUCAUCAGUAGAUAUUAAAAUAUACGAUAGAGAACGUUCAGAAGGAGUCGUAUCUGCGCCUUCCUUUUUGAUAUCCAGACGAAUCUCCAAAUUCUUUACCGAAGAUGUUUGGAUUCCCAUAUUAGAGUCAAUUAUUGGGUAUUUUAUGUUUGGACUCAGAACGGAUAGCCCGAGGCACUUUUUUAUUUACUUUGCUGCUGUAUAUAUUGCACAUUUAGUGUCGAUGUGUUUUGCUAUGGCAUGUGUUUCCAUCUCACGGGAGUAUGCUUUGGCGUCAUUGAUGGCCAAUCUCAACUUUACAUUACAAUCAAUGGCAUGCGGUUACCUUGCAAACUCGAGGGUAAUACCAGUUUAUGUGAGAUGGACGAAAUACAUAGCAUACUUGUGGUAUGGCUACGGUGCUGUAAUUUCAAACCAGUUCACUGGAUUCAGGGGUGAAUGUUUUCAGGAUACAUCACAACCGAAUAUCGAUGAAGUAUGCGCCGCCUACUACGGCAAUAAUAUUAUUAGAAACCUUGGAUUUUGGCCCAAUUUUAUAGCCCUCCCAUUGUGUGUUGAAGUGGCAAUGGCAUUUGGGUUUUAUCUAUUUGCAGGGUUGAUGCUUACCUACAAAACAAAAAGUAGGUCUGCCCUUAGCCAAGAGGUUAGUUCUUCUUCCAAACGAAAAUCCUUGAAGAGUUCUACUCAAGAUGCAACCAAAGAAGCAGAAGUCUUGGUUCGUGAUGGAUUAACAAUCACACUUAAGGAUGCAUCUUUGAAGGUGAGAGUAAGAAAAGUACUUGAACGUACGUCUACUGAGAAAGAGAUUCUCCAUGGUGUCAACGCUGAGUUUAAGCCAGGACAACUGAAUACUAUCAUGGGCCCCUCAGGAUCAGGAAAGUCAUCGUUACUGAACUUGAUUAGUGGGAGGUUGCAUUCAAACGUCACAACUUCGUACACUUCAAUUGGUGAUAUCUUUUUGGAUAGCCAAUUAGCAAGUUUUCAGGAUAUGGAUGAGAUCUGCUCGUACGUUUCGCAAGAUGGUGACCAUUUGAUCCCAUCAUUAUCCGUCAGAGAAACACUUCUUUUUGCUGCAAGAUUACGAUUGAACCUAGAAAGGCAUCAAGUUGAGAAACGAGUGGAUGAGAUAAUUUUGAAAAUGGGGCUCAGAGAUGUAGCCACUGUGUUAGUCGGAUCGGAGUUCGUCAAGGGAAUAUCCGGAGGAGAAAGAAAAAGACUUUCCAUAGCUAUACAGUUGAUUAACGAUCCCCCGAUCUUGUUGCUAGACGAACCGACUUCUGGUUUAGAUGCGUUCACAGCAGGGUCAAUAUUGAAAGUAUUGCAGACACUUUGCGACGAAAAUAAAACCGUUGUAUUGACUAUACAUCAACCAAGGUUGGAUCUAUUCCAUAGUUUGGGUUCUAUCCUUUUGCUGGCAAAGGGAGGACAUGUCGCUUUCAAAGGAACACCGAAUGAGAUGCUAGAGCACUUCGAGAGCAUGGGAUAUCCAUGCCCGGCCUUUGUCAAUGCUGCCGAUCAUGUUCUAGACGUGAUUUCUGUCAAUGUUCAAAACGAAAUCAACGAGACAAUUUCAAGAAAACGAGUUAACCUGUUCUUGGACGAGUGGAAAUCCCGUGAUAAUCAGGAAACCAAGCUUCUGGCUGUCAAUACUUUUUCCAUGGAGGAUGUCGCCAUUAAGAAGAGGUCUAGCUUCAUGAAGGGAUACACGAUCUUACUUCAGCGGCAAGCCCUUUGCAUUAGGAGGGAUACUAACAUUCUGUUCGGAAGAAUAGCUCAAAUAGCAGGACUUGGUAUCAUCUUGGCUCUAUUCUAUUCUCCGUUGAAGCACGAUUAUACCUCUAUUCAACAGAGACUGGGAGCAUUGCAACAGAUGACAGCUCUUUACUUCAUCGGCAUGUUGAACAAUAUCAUGAUUUUUCCCCUGGAAAGAACCUCCUUCUACACUGAAUACAAAGAUAAGGUUGUUUCCGCAGAAUCAUUCUUCAUGGCCUAUCUUACAUUGGAAUUACCCUUCGAGCUCGUAUCGGGUGCGUUCUUCUCUGUUUUCAUGGUAAUGGUCAUCGGAUUCCCUAGGACGCCGGGGUUAUUUUUUGCCAUGUACUAUGCUAGUAUCUGUAUUGUGAACUGUGGUGAAUCACUGGGCGUGAUCUUCAAUGUGAUAUUUGAUGAAGUGGGAUUUGCCGUGAACAUUAUUUCGAUUUUCCUGUCAAUUGCCACAUUUAUGACAGGUGUGAUGUCAUUGAACAUGGGCGCAUUUCUCAGAGGUAUCAACUGGCUAUCACCACUCUACUAUGCCGUGAUGGGAGUGCUCAACUUGGCCUUUCCCCCCAGCUUGAGGCUCACCUGCGAGGACGACUUCAGAAACCCCGAUGGAUCCUGCAUCUUCUCUAACGGGACAGAUGUGCUGGAAAUCUACCAAUUGAAAAAGAACUGGCAACUUCUGUUGGGUCUAUUGAUUGUAGUGGUAUUCGUCUACCGGGGCAUUGGGUACGUUAUGCUAAAGCUGAAGGUAAGAGGCUUCUAA
Komagataella phaffii GS115 is the source of this 3732-nucleotide messenger RNA. RefSeq names its product Putative ABC transporter. The record is from RefSeq and is a predicted model, not a curated record. Gene Ontology annotation, cellular component: membrane. Bases 1 to 3732 code for a protein of 1243 amino acids. NCBI's taxonomy places the organism in Eukaryota, Fungi, Ascomycota, Pichiomycetes, Pichiales, Pichiaceae. Gene Ontology annotation, molecular function: ATP binding; ABC-type transporter activity; ATP hydrolysis activity. The transcript has a single exon.